This is a messenger RNA of Paramisgurnus dabryanus, 2734 nucleotides long. It is a transcript of the gene npbwr2b, whose product is annotated as neuropeptides B/W receptor 2b. Gene Ontology annotation, biological process: neuropeptide signaling pathway. NCBI's taxonomy places the organism in Eukaryota, Metazoa, Chordata, Actinopteri, Cypriniformes, Cobitidae. The record is from RefSeq and is a predicted model, not a curated record. Gene Ontology annotation, cellular component: plasma membrane; neuron projection. Gene Ontology annotation, molecular function: neuropeptide binding; neuropeptide receptor activity.
ACCAUGUUGGGAAAAUAUGGACCGAAUUGUUAAAUUUACAUAGAAAAUGUUUUGAUCAGACAAAUCCAUGGGUUUACACAACCCAGCAAUUAAACCAUAUUGCCCAACCAUAAACCGAAGGAAUCCAUCAUUUUAAGAUGGCUAUAAAACAAUAAUACCACAAAAAUGAAAAUAUUAUUUUCAGCGUCACUUUUUAAACAUGCCCAAGGUAGUGCCAUUAAAACAUGGAUAAGGAUAGCCGUUCUCCAUGUAGAUUUAACAUCUAAUGCUUUGCCUUACAUGCACAUUCAUGUCUGUUUUGUAGUGUCUCCUUUAUCUGUCAUAUGCUUAGAACACUGUUCACAUCAUCCGUUCAUUUCCUUUAAAUUUUAUUGAAGAAAAUAAUGGUGACUCUUUCUAAAAUCUGCGCACUAGAGGAGGGAUAUUGGGAGCGCGCGGCUGAUUGUGACGUCACCAGGCGCACUUGGUUCGACUUCUCGGCGAAAGCGCGAGGCGAGCUGUGUGGCACAGAGAGUGGAGAGAGCGCGCUGAGAAAUAAUAUCCUACAGGAUCUCGUGAUGUGCAAAGAGACAGAUGAGAGACAUCGACCACCUUAGUUUCGUGGAGAUAUCCAAAACGCAUCUUUACAAAGUAAAGAAAGUAACCACAACUGUGACAAUAUGGAAAACAUCACGAGCAUAUCGGACCCAAAUCCAACAUGCAACUUCAGCAUGGACUUAUAUUACAACUCUCCUAAUCGGAGUGAUCUGAACUGCACCCCUCCAGCUGACUACUUCUUUUACGCGGACCUCUAUGUGGUCCUGCCGGUCAUUUACUCCGUGAUAUGUGCCGUAGGUUUGACGGGCAACACGGCGGUCAUCUAUGUGAUCCUCAAAGCGCCCAAAAUGAAGACCGUGACCAACAUGUUCAUUCUCAACCUGGCGAUCGCCGAUGACCUCUUCACUCUAGUGUUGCCCAUCAACAUAGCCGAGCACCUUUUACACUACUGGCCAUUCGGCGACGUACUUUGCAAAAUCAUUUUAAGCAUUGACCACUAUAACAUCUUCUCGAGCAUCUACUUUCUCACUGUUAUGAGCAUAGACAGAUACCUGGUGGUGCUGGCGACGGUGCGCUCCAAGCGCAUGCCGUACCGCACAUACCGGGCAGCAAAGAUAGUCAGCCUGUGCGUGUGGCUCCUUGUGAUCCUCAUCGUCAUCCCCUUCACAGUUUUCGCAGGAGUGUACAUCAGUCCCGAAAGGAAAAGCUGCGUGCUGAGUUUCCCCAGUCCUGAAAGUUUCUGGUUCAAAGCGAGCCGGAUUUACACCCUCAUUUUGGGCUUUGCCAUUCCGGUGUCCACCAUUUGCAUCCUUUACACCAUGAUGCUGUACAAAUUAAGAAACAUGCGGCUGAACACAAACGCCAAAGCACUGGACAAAGCGAAGAAAAAGGUGACUAUAAUGGUGUUCAUCGUACUGGCCGUGUGUCUGUUCUGCUGGACGCCUUUUCAUCUCAGCACCAUCGUAGCGCUGACCACGGAUCUGCGGACCACACCGCUUCUCAUCGGGAUCUCGUAUUUCAUCACCAGCCUGAGCUACGCCAAUUCCUGCUUAAAUCCAUUCCUGUAUGCCUUCCUGGACGACAGCUUCAGAAAAGCUUUUAGGAAGAUGUUAGAAUGUAGACCUGCUUGAAUGUCAGUGUUUUUAAAUUACAGCUAUCCCACAUGUAAAAUACUGUAGUAUACUUUAGCAUUUACUAAAGUAAAUUGUUGUAUGCAGUAAUUAGCCUACUUGUCAAUACUACAGGAAUUGAUAAACUGUGAAAAAUACUAUAGCAUACUUUAUUAUUUAGUAUGGUAAUGUUCAAAGCACUAUUGGAACUUUACUACAGUUCACUAUAGUAAAUACUAAAGUAUCCUAUAUUUUGUCAUUUGGAUUAGCCUAACAGACUAUUGCAGUGUCUUAAAACCUAGUGAGCAACUCCUGUAGACACUAGACAAGUUCACUAGAAUCAUUGUGUCUGCUACUUAAUUUUAAAGGAGUAUUGACAAUAACAGGAUGUGUUUUCCAAACAGUGCAUUCAAAAGUAAGCGUUUGUCUCCCUCUUGUGUUUUUCAAGCGCCUGUGCUUUCUAUAUAAUGAAAUAACGGGACUAAAAUCUUGUAGCAUCUUAAAAACACAACUGUCUGCAAAAAGGCUUGAACUUUUAGUAAUACAUUACUAAAACUAAAAUUACUCUAUAAAAAUAAAGGUUCCUAAAAGGUUCUUUGUUGGGUUGUAUGGUUAAACAAAGAACCUUUAACUUUCUGAUGCACAAAAGAUUAUUUUGUUUUAAGAUGAUAAAAAGUAAGAAAGAAAUGGUUCUUUAAAGAACAUUUGACUAUAUAUGGAUUUUUGGCGAACAGAAAUUGGUUCUCCCAUAGCAUCGCUGUGAAGAACUUUUAUUUUAUUUUAAGAGUGUUGCUGACAUCACAUGUUUAAGCAAAGGUUAAUUAGUAUGUACUGUAUAUAUAUUUGUAUAAGCCUGCUUUUGUCACAUGAAACAUCAUUAGUUUAAUAGCAAAUCUGAGAAUUGUUUAAACAUGUGGCUUAUUUUGUUAAAAUGAAUGAAUAUAAUAAAAAAAAAAAAAACAUUAUGCUUGUGUUUAUCAAUAGAUGCUGAUCUUAAAAUACUUUAAUACACUAAAAUGCUAUGAAAAAAACUGCUUGCUGGGAUGCAAACUUGUUAUCAUGCAGAUCAAAAUGAUGCAUACAUUAGG